Molecule: messenger RNA, 807 nt
Organism: Penicillium maclennaniae
Lineage: Eukaryota; Fungi; Ascomycota; Eurotiomycetes; Eurotiales; Aspergillaceae
Product: SDR family NAD(P)-dependent oxidoreductase
Exons: 4
Coding region: 1-807 (268 amino acids)
Molecular function (GO): oxidoreductase activity, acting on the CH-OH group of donors, NAD or NADP as acceptor
Source: RefSeq, a predicted model, not a curated record
AUGCCUCUUCCCAAAUUACUCGUCGGCAAGGUAGCCGCCAUCACCGGCGGUCUCACUGGUAUUGGACGGGCAAUCGCCCUAGAGUACCUUCGUCAUGGAGCCAAGGUCUCUAUAAGCCAUCUCGGCGGCCCCAAAGAAGACACUCUGCUCGAAGCGCUGCGCAAAGACAUAAACGAGAUUGAAGCCGGUGCGGACCAAAGGCGAUUCCUUACGGUGCCUGGUGAUAUCUCCCAGCCAGCGACAGGCAAAAACUUUGUUGCUAAGACUGUUGAGGCAUUUGGCCGUCUCGAUGUUUUCGUAAGCAACGCCGGCGUGUGCCAAUUCGCCGAUUUUCUCGAACUUGAACCAUCCCUUCUAAACCAUACCAUCUCAACAAACCUCUCGGGUGCCUUCUUCGCCACGCAAGCCGCGGCCCGCCAAAUGGCGCUGACUCAAUCACCACCCGGCGGGUCUAUCAUCGGUAUUAGCUCCAUUUCCGCCCUGGUCGGCGGCGGUGAGCAGACGCACUAUACGCCUACUAAGGCCGGUGUGUUGAGUCUUAUGCAGUCUUGUGCUGUCGCAUUGGGCAAAUACAAUAUUCGCUGCAAUGCUUUGCUGCCAGGUACUAUUCUGACUCAGUUGAACGAGGAGGAUAUGGCGGAUCCCAAAAAGCGGGCGUACAUGGAGGGCCGGAUUCCGUUGGGCAGACUUGGCCAGCCUCCGGAUCUAGCUGGACCGGCUGUUUUCUUGGCUUGUGAGGAAUUGAGUAGUUAUGUGACUGGCGCUCAGCUUCUGGUUGAUGGUGGACUAUUUGUUAAUCUACAAUAG